AUGGCGACGGACGAUGCGACAUCAGGACGCAUCUACAUCAAGGAUCUGCCAGAGCUAACACCAAGAUCCAAGAGCUCAGUUGUUCUGGAUUGUCGGAGCUUGACGGCUACAUGGCAGGGUUCCGGCGAGCAUAAGCUCACGAAUGCUGGGGGCAUUGCGCUUCUGAAGCGCAAACUCAAAGACAUCAAAGAACUGGAUGCCACUUUUGCCGUUUUCAAUGCCAGCAAUUCUGUGGAUUUAGACGCCUUGAUCUAUGCCAUCAACGGUUUGCUUGCACAUCACUCGGAAGAGAUAGAAAAGCGAAAAGCGCAGGAAAAGGCUGCAGCAGCCAAGGCCGUUGCUGCCGCGGCGGCAGGCGGCAAGUCUCAGGGAGGCAAGGGCAAGCACAAGCCGAACUUCGCAGAUGUCCUCACCAAGGCGUUUUCGGAGUUCCUCACCAAGCGGUUCGGUGGUUCCGCAUGGUUUGCCGAUAUCGUGCCGAACGCACUUCAGCAGUUUGCGGGCGCAGCGUGGGCUCUGGAUUCUGGGGCCAGUCAAUUCUGCAUCAUGGGCGAAAAUGCCGAUGAUGCCAUGUGGGAAACCAUGCAAAGUGCAGACUGUGACAUCGACACAGGGGCUGGGACGGCUCGGCCAACAGCAAUGGUAGACGCCAUGGUUCCGCAUCUAGGGCGUCGCUCGGCUAUGGUGAUGCCGGAGUCAAAAAUCAACAUGGCAUCGAUGGGCGAAACUUGCGCUGAGAUGGGGUAUCAUUUUUACUGGCCGGCGUGGUCGGAACAGCCGCAUUUCUGGCGUGAUGGUGGUUCCAACGAGGUGCCGCUCACCAUGGUCAAUCGAGUCCCAUUCUUGUUAAGCGCUGUCGAUGCUGGUCCUGCAAGCAUGCACGGGGAUGUGAACGACACGGACUUGAACGACUUCUUCGCCAGCCGGGAGUUCUGCAUGACCCUCAGUGGGGCGGAACUCGCCAGUCUUUCGGUUCCCCUGACGUUGGCAACGCAGACGCAACCCGCGGAUCAACAUUGUUUGGCUCACUUUCCGAAGGACCCCACUUGCGAAGCGUGCUUGCAAGCGAAGAUGUGCCGCGCGCCGGCGUCCCGCAAGAAACAAUCCGUGGAAAAUGACAAGCAGACAGCCCGAGUGCAUGGCGAACGCAUUCACUGUGAUCUUGUCGGCCCCACGCGCCCCAGCAUCAAUGACGAGGUGUAUGCCAUGACUACUCAUGAUGAUGCUACGGGGUACCCUGCCGCACGUGCUUUGCGCGAGUUUGCUGCCAAGCUCAAAGGGCAUGGCUUGCCAUUUGUUGUGGCUUUCCUCUUUGUCUACGCGCGCAGCCCUGGUGCCAAUGGAGCCGAGUCUCCUUACCAGCUCCGCUUCAAUCGCCCCUACGAUUUGAGCAAAUUGCGUCCCUUCGGCUCCGCUUGCUACUAUUUUUCUGAGGAGCAUGACAAGUUUGCAUCUCGUGGACGGCUUGGUGUUGUGUUGGGUUAUAGCCGGCUGCAGUCGUAUUACGUCUUGGAUUUCGAGCACUACGUCGAAACAAAGGGCGAAGCACGGAUUGUACACACACGUGAUGCGCGCUUUCCGCCUCAGUUGCGCUGGCCAUUUCAUGAGCUGGGCAUGGACAACCCUGAUGCAGCGCACUGGGCCCACCGUUUGUUCGAACCGGAGGUGUUGCAGCCCACGCCCGUUGCUGGCGAUGACGGCCGUUGCGUACUUUGCGGACUGUGGGCCACUGAUGCAGAGGUCCAUUGUCGGGGAUGUUUGCUUGGUGGUGGUCGUCGUCGGCAUGUGGAUGGUCCCGGCUGCCUUCGUGCUCGGUGUGGUGGUCAUUCAUUUCUUGACGUUCAGCACGCGGCCUCCAACGAGACAAGCGUGGACUACUCCCUGAGCUUGCCCGGCAGCCGUGAUGGGGGCGUCAUCGACUCCUCCAGCUCCAGAUCUCCCAUGUCGCAUGACAUACACGAUGAUACGCAUGACGAUGAUAUGAUUCCACCCCCUGACGAUGAAGGUGAUGGACGUCAUCAUUCGGAUGCCCCGCUUCGCCGACCUCGCUGGCGGGUAGACUUGUUCACGGACGCGCAGGCGCCUCCUCGGCACAACUACGGCCCUCAGUUCGAUGACAGCAUGGAUACUGGUCUUGUACCGCCUCGCCCUGAUUUGGCCCAUCGACUCCGAUGUCAGAUCGACGCGCAGACGAUGUCACAUCUUCAUCUGGGCGAUCACGGUCUCGCCGCGGGUCGCAUUCAUCGGAUGCAGAUUCGGAACGUGCUUCUCAAGGCCCAACUGUCGCAGCAGCCCAGCAAUGUUCUUGACAAUGGGGCCAUCUCCUCCACGGUAACGUUUGAAAGUGAUCGGUCUGGACUCAGCACAGUCGUUCGCAGUGGGACGGUUCUCACGACGGCUGCAGCGCUCAGAUUGGAACAGGAGCUGGACAAGUUGACAACUGAGCUCGGGAAAAUGUUCGCUUGUGUCACGAAAACAGUCAAACGCAAGGAUCCAGAGUGGGAUACAAACGCCGCGCGUGCAGCCAUCCGCAAGGAGGCGGCAAACCACGCAUCGAAGCGGACUUGGGAUUCCGAAGCAUGUGAAUGGGAAAGUGCUGUGGCCAAGUACGGGCCUGACGUGGAGUACGUGCAGGCAAAUCUUAUCUUGGGGAUCAAGCACUACGAACUCGAUCAGUGCACCGGUUCAAAGCUCGCAUAG
Molecule: messenger RNA, 2700 nt
Organism: Symbiodinium natans
Lineage: Eukaryota; Dinophyceae; Suessiales; Symbiodiniaceae
Source: the annotation of a GenBank genome assembly